AUGUCUACAAGUGAGAUCACGAAAAUGGAAGAAGGUGAUCUUAAGACACAAACAAAAGGAGAAUCAGGGUUUUGCGGUUCUCCUGAGGUAGUUCAAAUCAUACAAAAGGUAAUAGCAGAGGUGAUAGGAACAUACUUCUUAAUAUUUGCAGGGUGUUGCGUAGUUGUUCUGAAUAAAGUGGAAGAAACUAAAGGAACAGUAACAUUUCCUGGAAUUUGUGUAACAUGGGGUUUGUCAGUUAUGAUCUUGGUUUAUUCUCUUGGUCACAUCUCUGGUGCCCAUUUCAAUCCUGCAGUCACAGUUAGCUUCGCAAUUUAUCGUCAUUUCCCGCUUAAACAGGUGCCAUUAUAUCUUGCUGCACAAGUGCUAGGAUCUGUCCUUGCUAGUGGAACAUUGUACCUUCUUUUUGAUGUAGAUGAAAAAUCUUUUUUCGGAACAGUACCAGCAGGAUCUAAUAUUCAAUCUCUUGUCUUUGAGAUGCUCACAUCAUUUCUCUUGAUGUUUGUUGUAUCUGCUGUUUCCACGGACAAUAGAGCGAUUGGAGAAUUGGCAGGGAUUGCUGUUGGCAUGACAAUCGUAGUAGACGUCUUCAUUGCUGGUCCUGUGUCAGGUGCAUCAAUGAACCCAGCCAGAACUUUUGGGCCUGCUGUAGUGAUGCACAUCUACAAGGGAUUCUGGGUUUAUAUAGUUGGACCCUUUGUUGGUGCCAUAUUAGGUGCCUCAGCUUACAACUUGAUUAGAUUCACUGAUAAACCACUCAGAGAAAUUAGCCGAAGCUCAAGCUUCCUCAAAAGUGUCUCUAGAGCAGCAAGUUUUCGGUAG
Molecule: messenger RNA, 822 nt
Organism: Medicago truncatula (barrel medic)
Lineage: Eukaryota; Viridiplantae; Streptophyta; Magnoliopsida; Fabales; Fabaceae
Product: probable aquaporin NIP-type
Exons: 5
Coding region: 1-822 (273 amino acids)
Biological process (GO): transmembrane transport
Cellular component (GO): membrane
Molecular function (GO): channel activity
Source: RefSeq, a predicted model, not a curated record